This is a messenger RNA of Panicum virgatum (switchgrass), 2222 nucleotides long. RefSeq lists its product as uncharacterized. The transcript is spliced from 8 exons. The record is from RefSeq and is a predicted model, not a curated record. Lineage: Eukaryota; Viridiplantae; Streptophyta; Magnoliopsida; Poales; Poaceae. The coding region runs from base 311 to 2095 and encodes 594 amino acids.
ACACACAAAAGGACAGCAAGAGCAAAGAGUGGACCGUCGUGCUUCUCUCGCGCGCGCAGUGGAGAGUGGAUUGGACAACCCCAAAUUUAGGACACCCCCUCUCCAUCCCUACCCAGCUUUGCUAGCACUUUGCUCUGAUUCCUCCUCCGCCAUCAUCUUCUUCUCCGCGCGGCGAUCCAUCGACGACCCCCCAGAUGCAUGGAUCGAGUUCGAAUCCCCCACUGAUUGAUGUUGAUGCAUGCGUUGCCUUUUCUGUUUCUUGCUGUUCGUCAUCUUCAAUUCUCCUCCUGGCAGUUGCUAGCUAGCACACAUGGAGCCUUUGCCAGAUAUCUACCCCUUGACAGGCCUGCAGAUUGGGGACAUUCAAUCCUACAUCUCGCGGGCGUUCCUCUACUUCGCCCCGCUCAGUAAGAAGGUGUUCAUCCUCGUGGACAACCAGCCCUGGCUGUCAGCCAAGCAGUCGCGGUCGGCGAGGCUGUGGCAGUUCAUGGUCACCAAGUACAGGAUGUCUCCGUUCGCGAACUCGCGCGCGAAGCAGGUCCCGACGUUGGCCGCGGCGGCGGCCGCCGCCGCCGUCGGGGAGAGCGACGCGAUGCGGCGUUGGUUCGCGGUGGCGGACCUGAGCCGGGCGCUGCACGGGUUCCUGGUGUUCGAGGUGUCGUGGCGCGACGUGCACGGCAUCAACUACCUGAACGAGCUGCUGACGGACACGUCCCUGGCGCUGGAGGCGCGCUACAUGAAGAAGUGGGAGUUCUACAGCGCGGAGCAGGCGGCCGGGUGCACCCACCUCUGGUUCCUCGGCCGCGCCACCGAGGCGCGGGCGCUGCGCGGCUACCUCGCCGCGCUGCACGCGCACUCCGACCCCAGCGAGCAGCUGGAGGAGUGCAGCACCGCGCUGCGCCGGACGUGCUCGUCCUCGUCCCUCAGCGCCGUCUCCGAGGACGACGACGACAUGCCCCGCUACUCCUCGGAGGCCGACUACGUCGGCUCCCCGUCGGCGUCGGCCAGGGCCCGGCGCGCGCGCGCCGAGGCCCCGUUCGUGGCCCCCGCGCAGUACAGCGACACGCUGAUCCUGUUCCGGUUCCGGGACAGCCUGCUGCCGGUGAAGCUGCGGCAGAUCAUCAUGUCGGACAUCCGGCUGCUGACGCUGCUCGAGUCCGGCCUGCCGCCGUGGGUCAUCUUCUUCCAGUCGUACCCGCUGCUGUGCCAGCUGUACCGGCCGUGGAUGCGGCCGCUGGCGCGGAGCCUCUACCUGCUGGCGUCCCUCGUCACGGUGCUCAUCGGCUUCUACGACCUCUACAAGAACGUGCCGCUGCUCAAGUCCGCGGCGGCGCGCAUCUGCGGCCCGCUCUUCGGGUGGAUCGAGACGUGGGACAUGGUGACCCGGAUCCAGUACCUGGGCACCAUCCUCUUCCUCCGCAACCUGCGCAAGUGCCUCCAGAGCCUGCUGGCGCUGCUGCGCGCGGCGCAGGCGGUGCUCCGGGCCGUGGCGGCGCCGCUGGCCGACGCCGCGGCGCCGCUGCUGGCCGCCUGCGCCGAGCUGGGCGGCCUGCUGGCGGAGGGCCUGGCCCCGGCGUGGGCGCUGCUGGUGGACCUGGCGGAGGCGCUGUGGGCGCCCUUCGACCUGCUCCUGGACAGCGUCGCGGGCUGCCUGUGGCCGCUGCUGCAGGUGGCCAUGCUGCCGGCGCGCGCCGCCGCGGCGCUCGCGGGCUGCGCCGGCGCGCUGCUCUCCGCCACCUACAACUUCUCCAAGGACAUCUGGGAGACCAUGAGCAGCAUCUUCGAGCUCAACCACAUGUCGGAGGCGGCGCAGCAGAGCGCCUUCGACAUGUCGCAGAUCAAGACGCUCUGGAACGACCUCUUCUCUCAGAUCUUCCGCGCCCUCAGGGGCAUACUCAAUGGCAUAUCGGUGUUCUUGGCGUCCUGCAAUAGGCACCGGCUCAGCAUCUACAACCAUGCGCAGGCAAGGCUGCGGCACAUGCUCCGGGUCACUAGGCUGGCGCCGAGCUCAUGUCAAUGCAAGCACAAGGGGAGACGCCGUCCGGGGAAGAACAGCGAGGCUGACGCGGCGGUGGAAUGCGAUGUCUGCAAGUGAGCACCAAUAUAUAUAUAUAUAUCAUCUCAGACUUCCAUUCCGUGUACCCAUAUACAUAUAUGCUACAUAUUUAUAAGUGUUAACAUUGUCAAUACACAUCAGAGGAUGCUUUAGUUGCCAUGAUUAA